Molecule: messenger RNA, 1758 nt
Organism: Danio rerio (zebrafish)
Lineage: Eukaryota; Metazoa; Chordata; Actinopteri; Cypriniformes; Danionidae
Gene: atp1b3b
Product: ATPase Na+/K+ transporting subunit beta 3b
Biological process (GO): sodium ion transport; potassium ion transport
Cellular component (GO): sodium:potassium-exchanging ATPase complex; membrane; plasma membrane
Source: RefSeq, marked provisional
UGGCAAGCCCGAGCCGACGCUUUCUUUGAUUUGUCCUCAUCCAUCGCUCUCAAACUGGUUUAUCUAUCCUCUCCACACUAUGGCCAACAAAGAGGAGAAAGCUGACGAGAAGCAGUCGAGUUGGAAAGAUUUUAUCUACAACCCGCGGACAGGGGAAUUCAUCGGGCGCACGGCGAGCAGUUGGGCUCUUAUAUUCCUCUUUUAUUUGGUCUUCUAUGGCUUUCUGGCGGGAAUGUUCACGCUUACCAUGUGGGUGAUGCUACAGACACUGGAUGACCAUACUCCCAAAUACAGGGACCGAGUGGCCAAUCCAGGGCUGAUGAUCAGGCCAAGGUCCUUGGAUAUUGCAUUUAACCGAUCUAUUCCUCAGCAAUACAGCAAGUAUGUGCAGCAUCUGGAGGCCUUCCUGCAGAGCUACAAUGACAGUCUGCAGGAAGCAAAUGAGCCCUGUCAGGAGGGGAUGUACUUUGAGCAAGACGAUGUUGAGGAAAAGAAGGUUUGCCAGUUCAAGAGAAGUCAGUUACGACAGUGCUCUGGACUGAGUGAUACCACUUUUGGUUAUUCGGAGGGCAACCCUUGCAUCAUAGUCAAGAUGAAUCGAGUUAUCGGGCUUAAGCCGCGAGGAGACCCACAUAUUGCCUGCACAGUAAAGGGAGAUGGUACCCUGCAGAUGCAGCUUUACCCUGACGAGGGCAAAAUCGACAAGAGCUUCUUUCCCUAUUAUGGCAAGAUCUUGCAUAAAAACUACGUCCAGCCACUUGUAGCCGUGAAGCUGAUGCUGGGAGAGAAUGAUUAUAACAUCGAGCACACGGUAGAGUGUAAGGUGGAGGGUUCGGAUCUGCUCAACAACGAUGAGCGCGACAAGUUCCUGGGCCGCGUCACCUUCCGGAUCAAUGUGCAGAAAUAACCUAAUCAUUGCAGGAGACGCACGAUGUCAGUUCCUCUCACUCAAACCCGUCCCUUUUCAUGUCCAUCACGUCCAUUUUGCCUCAUCCCCCAUGUGCCGUCCACUGAGAUUUAACCAGGCCCCUUUGGCUCAUCCAGUUUACACUCGUCCUGGAUGAGUGUGUGUGUGUAUGAGUGUGAGUGUGUAGUUUAGCGAAUACAGACGUUUGCUGGCCCUGUGAUUUACAAGUGGGUCAGGGUUGGAAACCUGUGCUCGUGAAGGUUUAUGAAGGUUUUAGGACUCAUGUCUCAUCAUGAUUCAUUCAUAGCAGCCGUUUCUCUGAACAACACCCCAAUGGAAAUUUAAAUACAAAGCCACAUUGAUUCACCACCGCCAUAAGAGAGAACCUAGAGUCAUCGUGUAGUAAGAAUAGGGACCUGUAAAUAGAUGCAUCAACACAUCAUGUGGAUGUGCUCUGCUCUGCUCCCCCAUAGUACUGUUUAGCCUGCCAUGUGUGUGUGCGUGUGAUGUGAAGCCUCUAUGUACAUAUUUAAUGGAUUUUAAACACUCUUUUUCUCUGUCAUUGCUCUCACUUUCGUCUGACUGCUGUAAGAAAUCAAGAGUAUGAAAUUAUAUAAUAGCUGUAAUUUAAGAUUAUUGAGAAAUGGGAAAAAAUAAAGGGGGGGGGGAAGGGGAAAAACACCAAAAAACGAAAAAAACAAACAAAACAACAACGAUCAAACUUAGUUUGAAACCCGUCCACCAUCUGAGGGAAGUGAUUUUUUUUAAACCUCUGCAGAAACUGUUCUUUGUGCAGAUGCCUUACGAUCUGUAUGAGUUUAAAAAUCUUGAAAUAAAAGUGAUUUUAAACA